AUGGCUGUGAAUACAGACAGAAAUUCUCCAUCGCAGGACCAGUACGAAGCCAUAAACUGGAACGAAGAUGACGAACCUGAUGUUAUAGAUGUGUACAAAUGUGAAAUAGUGGACUCCAGUACGUACUUCACCUGCACUAACAGCACGGAAUGUCCUGCUACGUGUUUUUAUCAGACGGAACAUUCAAUUUGUGGGGUAGAGGUCAUAGAUGGCUACUCCGCACGGAUUUGUGCUUGUCACACGAAUGCUCCAAGAAUUCAGACUGUAGACGCCAUCACUGCAGUUCAGGAUACAGUUCCAUCUGUUCAACAACGACUAAUAAGUGUGAAUGUCAGCAUACUUGUGGCCAUAACUCUGACUGCAGAUAUACUCCCAUCUGUUCACCCACUUCACACACGUGUACUUGUGGCCGUAUUUGUCACAGCAACAACGACUGUUCCCAUACGAGGUGUACAAGAAGUGACGCUAUGUGUACGACUGCGCAAAGACAUACGAAAACAUGUACCUGUGAAACGACGUGUUCGAAAAGCACAGAUUGUUCCAACCACAGAUGUUCAAAUGGAUACCUCGCAGUUUGUGAUUCUGCGUCAUGUGUGUGCAGAAGUCAUUGUAACGGUGACGCAUCUUGUCACUCUCUACGAUGUAGCCCGGGAAAACAACCGUUUUGCUCAACAUCAGACGGCUCUGCUUGUAUGUGCUUUGAACAAAGAAUGCUGGUGUAAAGUUGAGGUAAAUGGUGGCUGGUCAUCCUGGGGCACAUGGGGCAGCUGUUCUACUUCCUGUGGAGCCGGAAGACGUAUACGUCACCGCAGUUGUAAUCAUCCCCGACCUAAAUAUGGUGGAACAAAUUGUGUUGGCAAUUCUCAAGAAAGCCAAACUUGCUCACAACCAUGUCCAGUUGACGGAGGAUGGUCUGUUUGGAAUUCUUGGUCGUCCUGCUCAAGGUCAUGUGGAAGAGGAUCGCAAACCCGUAGUAGAAAGUGCACGAACCCCGCCCCUGCCAACGGAGGAAAAAAUUGUGGUGGAUCUAAUCAAGAAACCAAAAGCUGUCAAGUUACACACUGUCCAGUGAAUGGCGGAUGGUCAAGCUGGGGCCGAUGGGGUGGAUGCUCUACAACGUGUGGAGCAGGAGCUCAAAUACGGACCAGACAUUGUAAUCACCCCACACCAGCCUAUGGUGGGAGAACGUGUACAGGCAGUAACCACGAGUCACAGAGUUGUUCCCAGGUUCCAUGUCCAGUGAACGGGGGAUGGACUAGUUGGGAGAGUUGGUCAACCUGCAGUGUAACGUGUGGUGCAGGAAUAGAAUCUAGAGUCCGGUCUUGUACACAGCCAGCGCCAGCACACGGAGGAAAUCCAUGUACUGGAGAUCUGAAAGAAACACAGACUUGCAUCCUAGCACCUUGUGCCCGUUCAUGUAAAGACAGUAGUGCUCAGUGUGGGUUGUUGAAGGACGUUUUCUGUGCUCCAGAUAACGUGGACGGCCAAAAUGUUUGCCCACACACCUGCGGACUUUGUCCGGUGGAUGGUGCUUGGGGGACUUGGACAAAAUGGACUGUGUGCACUUUGACCUGUGGGGGAGGGGUCAAAAUGAGAUCACGUCUGUGCAACAACCCAUCCCCCUCACAUGGUGGACUGAUGUGUAGUGGAUCUGCACAGGGUGUAGCCGAUUGCAACACUCAACAAUGCCAAGUUGACGGAUUAUGGUCUGUUUGGGGAGACUGGACAUCAUGCACUUUAUCUUGUGGCGGAGGAUCACAAUACCGGUUUCGGUCAUGUUCGAAUCCCUUGCCUUCGGGUGGUGGAAAAGAUUGUGUCGGCAGCUUACACGAUGUACAAUCGUGUUCACAAACACCCUGUCCAGUGGACGGAGGCUGGUCGUCUUGGACAGAUUGGUCAUCUUGUAGUGUAACCUGUGGAUCUGGCCACGAAACACGGACACGUGCCUGUAACAAUCCGCUUCCUCUGUAUGGUGGCAGGUCAUGUGAUGGAAACGUCACAGAAAUGAGGUCUUGUAAUCAAUCCGUGUGCCCAUAUGUUUGUAAAGACUUGUCCCCCGACUGCCAGACAUUCAAAAGUAUGUUCUGUUCUCCUGAACAUCCCUCUGGUUUCCAGCUUUGUCCAAUCACGUGCGGAACAUGUAGAGUCGAUGGUAAUUGGUCUGAUUGGUCUUCAUGGAGCGUAUGCAGUGUAUCCUGUGGCAACGGCACCAAAACUCGUUCCCGUCAGUGUUCCAAUCCUGUGCCAGCUUAUGGAGGGAGAGACUGCAAUGGGACAUCUAGCGAAAUAGAUAAUUGUAUUCAAUUACCAUGUCCAGUUGACGGAGUUUGGUCAGACUGGACUAGUUGGUCAUCGUGUUCCCUGACUUGCGGAGCUGGAGUGCAGACACGUGACCGACAAUGUGAUAAUCCAGCGCCCUCUCACGACGGACAAUUCUGUUCAGGAGACCCUUACGGGAUUCAGAGUUGUACUGAACUGGAAUGCCCUGUUGACGGGGGCUGGAGCGACUGGACAGGGUGGUCGCCCUGUAGUGUUACGUGUGGUACAGGAGUAAACACUCGAACACGUGCAUGCACGCAACCUGUCCCCAUGCAUGGUGGAUUGAAUUGUACAGGAGUUGAUUCAGAUACACAACCCUGCAAUAAGACCGACUGCCCAGUUGAUGGGGGCUGGAGCGGCUGGACGGGGUGGUCGGUCUGUAAUGUCACGUGUGGUACAGGAGUAAUCACUCGAACACGUUCAUGCACGCAACCUGUACCCAUGCAUGGCGGCUUGAAUUGCACUGGAGAAGACACAGAUACGUAUCCAUGCAACAAGACAGAGUGUCCAGUCGUUUGUGAAGACCAGGACCCGGGCUGUCCAGUGUUUGCUAAGUACACCCAUAUGUGUGCCCCAGACAAUCCAAGAGGACCCAUUACCUGCCCAAAAGCCUGUGGAAUGUGUAAUGCAGUAAUUGAUGGUGGUUGGAGUUCCUGGGGACCAUGGUCUGCCUGUAGCGCCUCAUGUGGUGAUAUAAGUGUUAGGAACCGGAAACGUCAGUGUAGUAACCCCGUCCCAAGAAAUGGAGGGAAGGACUGUGAGGGGACGCUGUUUGCGUUUGAGUUGUGUAACGUCACGGCGUGUUCUACAGAUGCAGUAAUUGAUGGUGGUUGGAGUUCCUGGGGACCAUGGUCUGCCUGUAGCGCCUCAUGCGGUGAUAUAAGUGUUAGGAACCGGAAACGUCAGUGUAGUAACCCCGUCCCAAGAAGUGGAGGGAAAGACUGUGAGGGGAGGUCGUUUGAGUUUGAGUUGUGUAACGUCACGGCGUGUUCUACAGGAAUACAGUGUCCUGUCUGUGAUGAAAAUCUAUCAUGUAGCUGGAACACUACCUGUGAUGUCACAGAGACGUGUAUGAUUAGGUCCUAUUCUGGGAAUUUUACCGUACACUGUUCUAAGCCUGAAGACUGUAUGUUUGAGAGGCAUGUGCUUACAUCGGGGGAGAUAUACUGUUGUGACGACAGAGCAUGCCUAAGUAAAAUCCUAGGAGUAUAAGAGACAUGUGUAGUGUAGUUUAUCAUUCCAAGUAAAUAGGAUGGAAAUUUUACAGUCAUUUCUUUUUUCGUAUGUUAAGACUUAUUAUAGGGUGAGUUAACCAUGCAUCGGACACAUAGCUUGGU
Saccostrea echinata is the source of this 3656-nucleotide messenger RNA. RefSeq names its product A disintegrin and metalloproteinase with thrombospondin motifs adt-1-like. Lineage: Eukaryota; Metazoa; Mollusca; Bivalvia; Ostreida; Ostreidae. The coding region runs from base 1 to 3531 and encodes 1176 amino acids. The record is from RefSeq and is a predicted model, not a curated record. The transcript is spliced from 23 exons.